ACAAAUUAUGCCUUAUUGUAUGGUACCAGGUUGUACUAAUGAAUCUAGAACAACAAAAGAGACAGAAAUCUCGUACCACAGAUUGCCUAAAGAUAAAAAACUCUCGAAAACUUGGAUUGAAAAAACCAAACGUCACAACCCWCCAAAACGCGAGUCGUGCUACGUUUGUAGCGAACACUUCGAGCCAGAAUGCUUUAAUCGCUCAUUUAAAUUUCAAUUAGCUGGUCAAAAGGACAAAAAAACAUUAAAACCCGGUGCAGUCCCAACAAUUUUUAAGUUCAAGAAAGAAAGAAAAGAGCGUCCCCUUUCGAUCAAAAGAAGACGACAGCGAGAAAAAGAAGAAGUAAGUUUGACUACAAAUUGCCAUAUCUAUUAAUAAUUUAUUUAUUCUCUAUAUCGGCGUUCACUAAAUAUUUAUAUUUCUUCGGUUAAGGUGAUUGAACAGAUGGUAAAUGUUAGUCCUGGUUCGGAAGAUAUAACAUCUAUGYAUUUCUGUGAAGACAUACAUCAUGUUUCUGAUAAUACAGAUCAACCAGUCAUUGUUUCAAAAAGUGAUGCCAGCACUCAGUAUUGUUCUAGCGAUGUCUGUCAAAAUGACAAAAGAAGCAUUGGUACACAGACAUUAAAAACAAGACCUGAAAGAAAAAUAAAUGAAUCAGARAAACAAAUAAUUGAACAUAUACAGUCUAGAGCCUGUAGCAGUCAAAAUAUUGACCCACUCUGUGACCAUAACUAUUGUAUUCCUGCACCUCCACCUGUCUCACAUCUAGAUGAAAGAAACCAAAACAAAGCACAUGACAUGGAUGAGUUAGAUAAUGAUGAAUUAAAAUCUCCUGAGUUUGACAAGGAACAAGACAAUGAUAUGAGUAGCAGUGAAAAUGAUUAUAAUUCUAGUGAUGAUGAAUAUCAAUACCACAGUUCUGAUUGUGAGGGAAGUAGUGAUGAUUCUGAGACUGAAAUGGAGAAUAUUGAUCCUAUUACAAAUCACAAAACAUAUAUUGUAUUUGAAUCCCAAUUAAAUGAAUUAUUCAAGUUUUGUCAAGAAUGUAGAUCCCCAGUAUGUGAAGUCACAAAAACCAUUAAUGGUAGUAUGGUAACAAUACAUACUUUAUGCAUUCAAAAUCAUGAAUAUACAUGGAAAUCACAACCAACUAGUACAAGRAAGAAUAUACCUGCUGGAAAUUUACUGAUACCAGCUGCAAUUGUGUGUACAGGAGGGACAUUUCAAGAAUUUUCAAACUUUGCCCAGGCUUUGCAACUUAAUUUUAUAGGCAGGUCAUCUUUCUUUAAAAUGCAAGACAGCAUUAUAUUGCCUGUAAUAAAUAAACAGUAUAGAGAGCAACAACACACUAUCAUAAAUAACAUUAAAGAUGGAAACCCUGUUGACUUAUGUGGGGAUGGUCGAUCAGACAGUCCAGGGCAUACAGCCAAAUAUGGAAGCUAUAGUUUAAUGSAUGAAAAGUCUGGUAAGAUUGUAGACUUUUCACUUAUUCAUGUGUCUGAGGUAUCUUCUUCUAAUGCCAUGGAGUAUGAAGGUUGCAAGAGAUCACUGGACAAUCUGUUAAAUAGACAAAUUUCAAUUAACAACUUAAUCAAUGAAUUGUUYGGUAAAGCUACACUAUCAUGCAAACACCACAAGCUUUCAAGGAGAGAGCGCAAGGAAACUGUAUGGCUGAAACCAGGAUCCUCUGCCCAUGUUGCUUUGGAAGAAAUAGUCCACAACAAGAAAUUAUUGAAAGAUAUUCGAAAGCUUACUGAAUACCACCACACUGGUAAUCUUGAAGUAUUUCACUCACUCCUUCUGAAGUAUGCACCAAAGAGGACACACUUUUCGUAUCAAGGCAUGCUUGGUAGGAUCNAAUAUAACUUAAUACCAUAA
Messenger RNA from Exaiptasia diaphana, 1879 nucleotides. RefSeq lists its product as uncharacterized. The transcript has 2 exons. The record is from RefSeq and is a predicted model, not a curated record. Bases 446 to 1879 code for a protein of 477 amino acids. Lineage: Eukaryota; Metazoa; Cnidaria; Anthozoa; Actiniaria; Aiptasiidae.